CACAGCAUCGCUCCUGGCUAUAAGCGUGGCAUCUCUCGCGCCACAGAGUGUUGCCUGUUGGUGGCCUGGCCAGGCGCUGAAAAGGUACUUCGGGAGCAGCGACGCAACCACUGCGCCAUCAGACAUAGGGGCACCGUACAAGGCGAGCGACAUCCUUUACAACACAACCUACGCUUCUACAGAAAACAUGGUGACCACGCUGCAAACGCAAGAAACAACGAAUUUCUCUCUGGAACCUCUCGUGUUGGCUAAUGGAACUGACCCGUUGCCGCCCGGUUCGCGACCAUUCGACAACGAUAGUUUGGUACCGGUCACCUUUGUUCACGCUGAAGCCACCCCCGAGACAACGGAAACUACCACACAGGUGACGAUGAAAGGUUUAGUAACUACGUCCUCCCCACUUCUCUUCGCUUCGGAUGAGAAUUCGGUGCUAGCCUCAGGGACGUUCGGUGACAGCAUGUCUGAGUCAUACACAGAAGAUCAUUCCAUCUCGCAAGAAACUGCCGUCUCCUCUCAGUCUGCUGCGUUAACGACUUCGGGAAGACACAUGACGGACACAACUGUCCCUGCAACGCCACAAAUCCUUGCACCAGAAUCUACGAUUGGUCAUACGUCGGCACUUGCUGAUGAAAUUCAGUUUGACGCUAGCACAAGCGUGACCACUACGGGUCGGCUAGCCACCAUCCCAUAUGUGAAUGAUGACACUUCAGCGCUUUCAAGUGAAGGUAAAAUUGAUACCACCACAAACAUGACCACUAUCGGUCAGCCAGCAAGCGACGCGUAUACGGAUGAUCAUACGUCAGCGCUUGCAAAUGAAGCUACCACAAACCUGGACACUAGCAGUCCCCCAGCUACAGCAUCGACUGGUGACGUUGACACUAAUGCAAGUCUGUUCACUCUUACGACCAGAGAAGCUACGCCCGUUCACCUAAGCCCUGCCGAAGACGCAUCAAAUUUCGUUGCAGACGUAAAAGACGAUGAUGCAAAGCUGACAACUGCGCCUCUUCCCGAUCAAGGUUCAGCUACAAUAACAACCGAAAGUAUGGAUUCCACGAUGUUCUCAUUACAGACUUCUGGCCACGAAGGUCAGUCAACCAGAGAUGGCAACACCGUCGCCAUAGUAAAAAGUUACGCGACGGAAACCAGCACCAGUCAGCCAUCAACCGCCGCGUAUGUGGAUGAUCAUACGCCAGCGCUUGCAUAUGAAACUAUCACAAGCGUGAACACUACCAGUGUGCCAGCUACAGUAUCGACUGGUGACGAUGACACUAUUCCAACUGCGUUCACUGUUACGACCACUGAAGCGGCAGCUAUUCACGCAAGUCCUGCCGAAGACGCAUCAAAUUUGGUUGCAGAUGCGAAUGACGAUGAUACAACGCAGACAACUGCGCCUGUUCCCUAUCAUGGUUCCACUACAAUGGCAACCAAAGUUGUGGAUACCACGGUGUUCUUGUUACAGACGUCUGGUGACGAGGAUCGGUCAACCACGGAUGGCAGCACCGUCGCCACAGUAAAAAGCUCAAGUUACGCGACGGAAACCACUAUCGGUCAGCCAGCAACCGUCUCGUACGUAGAUGAUCAUACGUCAGCGCUUGCAAAUGAAGCUACCACAAAAAUGGACACUACGAGUCCGCCAGUUGUAGCAUCGACUAAUGACAAUGACACUGUUUCAACUUUGUUUUCUCUUACAACCAGUGAAGCUGCACACAUUCACCCAAGUCUUGCUGAAGGCGCGUCAAAUUUGGUUGCAGACGUAAAAAAUGAUGAUGAUUCAAAGCAGACGACUGCUCCCUUUCAAGAUCAGGGUUCAGCUACAAUAACAACCCAAGUUGCGGAUUCCAAGUCUGGCGACGAGGUUCACUCAACCACGGACCGUGACACCGUCGCCACAUUAGAAAACUCAAGUUAUGCGACGGAAACCGCCAUGCUCAAGAUAGCCAGUAUGUCAGCGACUGGCUUGUUGGAUGCUCCCGUAACACGGGAAGGCCUCAAAGUCACAGCCGUUGCUUCAAAUCAAAAUAAUAGUGCUUCGAGCGCAACCGUCGGAGCCUCCUCUGUAACAGAAUCUAUGGAAGACUCGACGACAAUUCCUACGCCGUCACCUACUACUGGCUAUACUGAAGAAAUCGAUCAAUUGACGUCUUCAAGUGCCUCGACGGACACUACUGUAACAGUGAGUUCUAAUGCGGCCGCGUCUCCGGCUGAAAGCACGACGCAAUUGAACUACGCUCCGUCACGCGAGUACGAGACUAACCAAGAGGGCAGCUCGGCUGAAGAACUAAGGACAACUGGUCCGUCAUUCUAUUCGCUGACUAAGGUGCCAGAGCUGCACCACGAAGCCGUCGACGGCCGCUCUACAGCUACCACUCCUACCAGUGCAACCAGGCGGUACAAACCAGCCUACGUGCGUAGGUUUACUCCAUGGGUCAUUACAAGGUCAUCAUCGUCACUAGCCAUCACGAGCUUGAGCUCUCCAACAAGUUCACCGCUAAGGAUUACCCGCCCGCAGGUUGAACAAGACACACUGAAAGCGCAAGAAUCUUCCACGGUCGAGUAUGUACCGAUGACUAGCACAGAUCAUGUGAGGCGGUAUCAGAAGGAUCCAACUUCUAUGCAAGGCAUACCGGUUACGUCAACUGCUCGCGCGAGGAUACCGCCUUCGGAUACCUUGGUGGUUCCAGAAAGCUUCUUUGGAAGCCGCUCACUGUUCAAUCGUUUCGGUCGACCAUACUGUCCUGGAUGUGACGCCCUCCUGAUUAAGUUGCCAGCUCGGUUCAGCGUACCGCUAGUGCCGCCGUAUGUUUAUGGGUAACCGAAGAAUGACUGAUUGGAGUUCAGAAGAUCUCUUAAGUGCUACAAUCAACUGCCGCGAAAGUGUGACCUGUGGCAAGCGUUUAAAAUGUGCAGAACCGUUUGGCGUUCAGAUAAACAUGUGUGCCUUGCGCGUCAUCGCUAAGCGCUCAAACGCAGAAAUAAGGAUUGACUCUGCUGUGCAACAAAUGUGGGACGUGAACUGUUGCUUUAUCAAGCUUUGAAAUCAAUGUAUCGCAUU
This is a messenger RNA of Dermacentor silvarum, 3052 nucleotides long. RefSeq lists its product as uncharacterized. The record is from RefSeq and is a predicted model, not a curated record. Lineage: Eukaryota; Metazoa; Arthropoda; Arachnida; Ixodida; Ixodidae. The transcript has a single exon. Bases 188 to 2812 code for a protein of 874 amino acids.